Messenger RNA from Dermatophagoides pteronyssinus (European house dust mite), 1290 nucleotides. Its product is annotated as S-adenosyl-L-methionine-dependent tRNA 4-demethylwyosine synthase-like. The record is from RefSeq and is a predicted model, not a curated record. NCBI's taxonomy places the organism in Eukaryota, Metazoa, Arthropoda, Arachnida, Sarcoptiformes, Pyroglyphidae.
AUGCAACAACUGGAUACUACUUCAAGUGAGUCUGAAACUGAAACUUAUUUAGAUGCGAGUAAGAACUGCGACCUCGAAGAAUUGAUUCAAGACAGAACGCAAAGCAACACAAAAGAAAUGUUAUCUGAUUUGCAGCGGAAAACGCUCACAAAACAAGGAUAUCGCUUAAUCGGUUCCCAUAGCGCUGUUAAGCUAUGUCGCUGGACUAAGCACCAGAUGCGUGCUCGAGGUGGCUGCUACAAGCACACUUUUUAUGGUAUUCAAUCUCACAGAUGUAUGGAAUUCACCUGUUGUUUGGCUUGUGCUAACAAAUGUGUGUUUUGCUGGCGCCACCAGACAAAUCCAGUAGCUAAGGAAUGGAAUUUUAAGAUAGAUGAUCCAGCGUGGAUUGUCACUGAAGCAAUCAAAGCCCAGCGUUCCCUGGUCAACAUUUUUAAAGGCAGUCCUGGUGUAGCCGAAACCAACCGUUUGGCAGAUGCUAUGAAUGUAGCGCAUUGUGCGUUAAGUUUGGUUGGGGAGCCCAUUCUGUAUCCAAGAAUCAACGAACUGUUGGAAAUUUUACAUCAACACACUAUUUCGACUUUUCUCGUAAACAAUGGGCAGUUUCCGGAGCAACUGACUACUAUCACACCUGUCACUCAGUUGUACCUAUCUAUUGAUGCUUGUGAUCCGUACACUCUGAAAGAGCUCGGACGGCCCAUGUUUUCAGAUUAUUGGGAGCGUCUGUUGACAAGUAUUCAAAAUAUCAAUAAAUCUAAGUCAAGAUCUGUGUUUCGUCUGACGAUAAUAAAAGAUAAAAACGAAAAUGAUGCGCAAGGAUAUGCACAGUUCAUGCAAAUUGGACAGCCGAGUUUUGUGGAGCUAAAAGGGGUCACUUUCACCGGAGUUGGGUGUGGCAUUUCAAUGAAAAAUGUGCCCACUCAUGAAGAAGUGAUUGAGUUCUCCAAAGACUUGUUGAUCGAAUACAACUGCCUUCGUCAAAACAAUCUAGAUUUAGACGAAUACGACAUAGUUGCUGAAAGUAUGCAUUCUUGUUGCGUCUUGAUUGCAAAUAAGAAGUUUUGCGUCAACGGAGUUUGGCACACCUGGAUUGACUACCCAAAGUUUUUUGAACUUAAAAGGUCGAAAGCCGAGUUCACGGAAACUGCUUACUCAUUGCCAACGCCUUCUUGGGCGCUUUACAACAGUAAAGAGCGUGGGUUUGACCCGAACGACACAAGAGUUUACACAAAAAAACGUUUAGAUGUUAUGCGAAAACAAGCUUGCAAUGCAGACUGCACUUGCACUUGA